Lucilia sericata (common green bottle fly) is the source of this 2712-nucleotide messenger RNA. Its product is annotated as cyclic GMP-binding protein D-like. Gene Ontology annotation, biological process: synapse organization. NCBI's taxonomy places the organism in Eukaryota, Metazoa, Arthropoda, Insecta, Diptera, Calliphoridae. Bases 1865 to 2440 code for a protein of 191 amino acids. The transcript has 5 exons. Gene Ontology annotation, cellular component: neuron projection membrane. The record is from RefSeq and is a predicted model, not a curated record.
UAAGAAUAUCAAAUGGUGCUUCUUAUUCAACUUCUUAAAGAACAUGAUGCCAGUAACAAGAAUCUUCAAGUUGUAGAACGUAAGACUUUCAAUGUGAACAAGUGUAGUUUUUUCGUUUUUUGAGUUCAAAACACUUAACAAGCAAAAAAACUAUAAUCUUCCAAAUGCAUGCAUGAUAUGAAAACAUCAUACUGACAGAAAAAACAAUUGCUAAGAUUUGGCACUACAACAACAACAAUAAUAACCUAAACUAACAAAUGAAAAGAGAACAAAUUUAAUGGAAGAAACGUACAAUAAACAAAUGAACCAUAACAAUAAAUUUUCAAAGUCCUUUGAGGAACAAAAGAAGAGCGUAAAAAACAAAAACAACAACAUUAACAAAAUGUAAACACUAUAAAUAAAAUAAACGGAUGUUCUGAACACAAACACAUACAAAAGAAGAAAUCAUACCAAAGAAAUAGCUGAGAGAUAGAGAGAUAACAAUGACAAAGUGGAAAGUAAUACAAAAGUCAAAACGAACGAAUGAAAAACAAUAGAAAAUGAUGCCUUUAACUAACAGAAAAAAAAAACUAACAAAAGGUUUUUGAAAUAUUAAGAAAAACAGUCUUUACCGAACAGAUCUAAUAACAACAAAAUAAUAUUUAUUGAUAAUCGGUGAAACGCGCUGCAAAUACUUUUCUUUUUAUAUUUAUUUGGCUUCUUUCUAAAACAAAUAAGCGUUGAAGUGUUGGCGUUAAGAAACAACGAAAUAGUCAUAAUAUUUAGAAGACAACAAACAACAGCAACUAUAAUACAAUAAAAACAUUUAAAUGAGGUCAUAACUGUAAAUACUGCUACAAAAUGACUAAAACGGAAACGGAAAAUAGAAUUGCCAUAAAAACUAUACACAGCAAUUGAAACGUAGAACGUGUGUGUGUGUGUGUGGGGCAGAGCGAGAGUAAGAGAGAAAGUGACAAAGAGAAAAAUAUUAAGUUUCAAAUAAACUACACAAAAAAAAAUCCUUUACUUAAUGAUGAAUAAUAUAAAAACUAUAAACAACUACUAAAAAAAGACAAACAGCAACAGAAUUGUUGUUGUUUUUUUUCCAAAAAGGACAAAUCUAAAGCAUUUUAUAAAUCAACAAAACAAACGAAAUAAAAUAGUCAUAUAACAAAUUUAUGUCCGUCCGUCUUAAUAAAAAAAAAUACCAUCAACAAAACAAAAAUAUUUUAUAGCAAAACGAAAAAAAAACUCAACAAACUCAAGUGAAAUCAUAAAAAUUCAAACCAGAAAACAAAAAAAGAAUUUAACUUGAAGUUAAAAAAAUAAACAAAUAUAGUCAUAAAAAUUUCCGUAAUUCCUCCUAGCAAAACAACACAAUCUUUUUAUGCAUAAUUCUCAGACAAAAUGGCGUCUUUAAGACAUAAAAAAUUGGAGUGUGUCAUCUCGUAAAAAAGAAAAAUCAAAAACAUAAACUUCUUUUUAUAUAUAUAUAAUAUCAUAUCUUUUAACGCAACAAAAUAAUAAGUAAAAGUAAUAAGCAAAUUAAAUCAAAAAUAUAUUAAUAAUAUACAAAUGAAAAUUACCAACAAUUUCGUACACAUAUAAUUUAUUAAAACAUAAUUUUAUAGUUUAGUUUAUAGUUUUUUCUCCGUUUUUUAUGCUGGCUUUUAAAUUAAUGAUCUUAGAAUUUUAUGUGAUGUAAAAAAAGAAAAAUGAAAAAAGAACUAGGUCAUUGAAACAAUACUUACAUUAUUAUUACAAAGCAUUGUAACUAACAUCAAUUGUUAACGACACUCUCACCAGCAAACAAACAGAACAAACGCGAAAAUCUAAAAUAGAAAUAAUAUAAAAAAAAUAAAAAAUAAUAAAAAAAACAAACAAAAUGUUUCAAAUUUAUAAAAGUCAUCAUAAAAGGGUAAAUUUAAAAAACAUCAAAAUGCAUUUGCAGCAAAUGCAUUUAUGGCAUUACAUUGUGGCAGCUGUAUUCUAUAUGAGUAUGGCAACCAUUCAUGCCGAUGUCAUCAGAAAUUUUGAUUUAGCAUCACCACCACAAUACACAAACAGUAAUGGUAAUAGUGGCGGUGGUAGCUCCGGCGGCAGUGGUAGUAAUGGUGCCAGCAGCAGCAGUAGUAGUAGUGGCAAUAUCAGUGGUGGUAGUAGUAUAAGUAAUAUUAAUUCAGUGUCUCCAUCGUUACAAUCUUCCUCGGCUACAAUAUAUGCGUCGUCUUCGAUAACGUCAGCGUUAGUACAGGCAGAGGCGCCGUCAUUAGAAACAUUUGUGUCAGCAGCAUCAACAUCAGCAUUUGUGGAACCUUAUUUGGAUGGUUAUGCCACAACAAAUGUAACAACACAAAUUGGUACACACGCAUAUCUGCCAUGUCGGGUGAAACAACUGGGAAAUAAGUCUGUGUCAUGGAUACGUGUACGAGAUGGUCACAUACUCACUGUUGACAGGUAAUUAAAAAAUUGUUGACAACAUUUUACUUACUUAUAACGGAAUUAGUACUUAAAAAUACAAACUCUCUUUUAUAAAACAAAUAUUCGCCAAGAAUAACAUUUAACAUAUAUACAUACAUAUCGACAUCUGAAAUGCAAAAGUGUGUAACAAUCAAAGAAUUUAAAAUUGCCUUUUUAUGACUUGUACUUACACAACAGCUUUCCAUAUUAUACUUUUCUAAAGAAUUAGUCCGCACUGAACUAUAUCAGAUUUUCUCCAUUACAUCUGGUUUU